This is a messenger RNA of Suillus paluster, 2063 nucleotides long. Its product is annotated as heterokaryon incompatibility protein-domain-containing protein. The record is from RefSeq and is a predicted model, not a curated record. The transcript is spliced from 4 exons. The coding region runs from base 122 to 1852 and encodes 576 amino acids. Lineage: Eukaryota; Fungi; Basidiomycota; Agaricomycetes; Boletales; Suillaceae.
AUUUGGAAAUUAUCGGAUCAUCGCGAACUGUAAACUAGUUAUGCCAUUACUCAAUCGAUGCGAACCUGUAAGACUGAGCACUCAUCUAGCUUAAAACCUCUUUUCUACUCGAUCAAGCCCAAUGCUCGCCCAGCCUCAAAAUAUACUUCAGGUGUCACUAAAGUCACUUUCCCAGGAAUGCGCGCUGGAUAUAACGCCUUUUGCCACCCCUCAGAGGUACCGUCUCAUAGAUUGUGAUCAGUUUAUGCAGAACGAAAUGCUUUGCAUCGACGAGUUCGUGGAUUUUCCAUCGGUUCAAUACGCCGCUUUAUCAUACGUCUGGAAAGGUAACCCUGUCGAUCCUUCCGACGCGAAAAGCCACCAUAGUUUUUCCGUGGCAGGCGCGCUAGAUGGGGAUCCAAUCAGCAUCCAUGUUCUGAAACACGCCUGCUUGGUUGCUGUUAAACAUGGGGUCCGCUACAUCUGGCUCGAUCGGCUGUGUAUCAUGCAGACCAAUCGCGAAGACAAGAACUGGCAGAUCAAACAGAUGAGUAAAAUGUAUAAGAGGUGCAAUAUAUGUGUUGUUCUUCCUGGGGGCGUGCAGAAACUUGUGCGGAUCGAUGAAGAGACUGCUUGGAUUCACCGGGGGUGGACACUGCAGGAACUGCUGAUGCCAGAACGUGUCAUUGUGCUACUCGCAUGGAAACUUGGAGAAGGCUCCAUGAUGGCCGACGAUGCGUCUGGCUCCGUGAGUGAGGUUACGCCACAGGAAUCUGCCGUGAUGUCAGCGACCGACGUUCUAAAUGCCUGCGUUGCAGGCUAUCUCAGCUUCACCUCCACCCACUCUCCCUCUCCGUUCCUCAUUCGAAGCUGCGUAUUCGGCGCCGCCUCGCCGAACCUGUCCGCGACGACAGUCGCUAUGUCCGAGGAACUGGCAUCCGACCCGGACGCGCGCGACCACGCGAUCUGGCAGAGUGCACUGAUGCGGACGUCGUCGCGUCCCGUAGACAUGGUGUUCAGCAUUAUGGGCCUCUUCGGGGUCAUCCUCGACCCCAGUAUGUUCCACAAGGACGAUCGCCUUGGUGCCACGAUUGCACUCGCGAAGGAGAUACUACGCACAGGCGGUAGGGCUAGUUGGCUUGGCAUGUCUUUCCGCCUGCCUCCGUGCAGCACGCUAUGUACGUUUCCGAUGUUCGCGGGGACGAGCGUGUCGGGGAAGGCGCUUGUGCGCACAAAGAGGGGUUUGCGUGAAGUUGCUGAGUUCGUUGAUGGAGAGUACCCUAACGAACUAGGGCUUGGCGCUCCGUUACCAGGCGGGAGCAUGGAUGAUGCUGGUUAUUUCACAUUCUCAGCCAGGGCAGUUCAUUUGGUUCCCAGAAUAGGAAACAGAGAUGAGCGCGCAGAUGAGAUCACGAACUCGGAUCGCAGAUUAGUUACAUCGAUGAAUGGAAAGGCCUGGGAGAUCGUCAGCGAGGAGGAGCAUGGCGAUUCCACGUCACCACGUAAUACCUACGGGAUUAUACUAGGCUGGUUUCAAGACUACUACCCAGGCGCCACACUGGCCCACAACAAACACUACAUAAAGGGGGCGGUGGUAGAAGAACAUGCCCCCGAAAAAUUUCAUAUCGUGACGUUCUUCUCCCUACACCUACGCGAUAGGCAAUGGGUCAAGAGUUGGCAGGAGCGUCAGUUCACUGUUGGCGGGCCAAAUGCACUUACGCACACGGGAGACGAUGCUUUUGACGAGAACGAAGGGUAUCAGUUGUUGGAGGAGAAUAAGGCGUCCAGGAGACAUGUCGCGGGGGCGAAAGCCAGAUGGGCGAGAUCUCAGAUCGAAGCGGAGGACGAUUAUAUGUCGAAGUACUACACCUGAGCGCUCAUAUGCGCCAUGAAGAUAUGGAGCGCAUGCAGCGGUUAACCCCUGUCAAACCGCGCAUCAACAGCUAACUGGCUGAUAGGAAUCUGCAUAUCCCCAAGCUGCAGGACUUGUCACAGAAGUUGAAACAGAGUCAAUCAUCAGGAGACCUGACGAAGCUACAAAAACACAAGAAAUUUGACUGGGCGAGAUGAUCAACAAAGUACAU